Messenger RNA from Myzus persicae (green peach aphid), 2163 nucleotides. Its product is annotated as tRNA selenocysteine 1-associated protein 1-like. The record is from RefSeq and is a predicted model, not a curated record. The transcript has 6 exons. Gene Ontology annotation, molecular function: RNA binding. Lineage: Eukaryota; Metazoa; Arthropoda; Insecta; Hemiptera; Aphididae. Bases 396 to 1433 code for a protein of 345 amino acids.
UUAUCUACACAUCCAUAAUAUUAUCUAAAUCGUGCUAAGGUCCUUAUCAUUUUUAGUAUUUACUAUUUUUCGGACAUCUACCGUCUGGCGACUGCCCAUGGUUAAGAUGUAUUUAUUUAUGUUUGCUGCUCUCUACGACAAAAACUGAAGGACUGUUAAUCAGUGCCCCGUGGAUACUGGAAGUCUGGAUAGAACAGUCUGUUAUUACUUAUUUGUACAUUAUUAUGAUUAUUUACGUCCGUGGUCCACGAUUAAUGAUAUUAUAAUAUCUUUAAUCGUGCCGUGGUCUUACAUAAUUGAAUUCAUUUGAUUUUUGAGUGUUUAGAAAAGAGUUAAUUUAUCUAAGUAUCUAGAUCUUCUUUUAUUUGUAUAAUUGUAAUCUAAGUUCUUUCAAAAUGUAUACAAAUCAGUACACUCCUCAGUAUUCUCAAUAUAAUCAACAAUAUCAACAAUAUCCAGCUAAUUACUAUCAAAUGUACAAUUAUAACCAGCAACCUGCUUAUAAUGUUCCACCACCGACACAAACAGCUACAACGUUUAGUCCAAAUGUACCGGUCCAACAGCCACAAGUUUCAACUCCCGGACAAAAUGUUACAAGUUUGUGGAUGGGUAGUGUAUGUGAAACCAUAUUUUAUAAUUUGUUGUUAUUCGGUGCAUUUCAAAAGAUGGGAGAAUAUCCAAAAAAUGUUAAGUUGAUGCGUAAUAAAAAUACGGGUGAAACUGCUGGUUAUGCAUUUGUUGACUUCUAUGAUCCAGUAUCUGUUAUGCAUAAACUCAAUGGAAAAUAUAUACCUGGUACUAAUCCACCUGUAAGAUUUAAACUCAAUCAUGCUGGAAAUCCUGGAAAAAAUACUACUAGUGACAAAGAUUUUUCUGUGUGGUUGGGUGAACUUAGCUCAGAUGUAGAUGACUAUCAGUUAUAUAAAACAUUUGCUUGUCGCUAUCAAUCUAUACGCACAGCCAAAGUGGUCUUGGACAGUGCUGGUUACAGUAAAGGAUAUGGAUUCAUUCGUUUUGGCAGUGAAGAAGAACAAAAACAUUGUCUUAAUAAUAUGAAUGGUUUUCCUGGUCUUGGUUCCAAACUCAUAAAAGUUAGCAGUGUCAUACCAAAAUCAGAACGCCAUAUUGUUGUUGCUUCAAAUGACUCUCAAGGGUAUAAAGCUAGUCAAGAUUAUGGACAAUAUUUUGAAACUAACUAUUGGCAUCGAUACUCAAUAUGGAACCAACCUGAAAGUCAGAAUUAUAUGCUUAAGCCAGAACCAGCUACUGAAAUUACUGUUAUUAAAACAAAUAGCAGUUUAAAUCUAGUUGAUUACAAAGUGUCAAUUGACAUAGAUGCAUUAAACAAAGACCUCGUCACACAAGAUUACAAUUUAUGGGAUGCACUUGAAAGUUCUAAAUGGCUACCACUCGACACUAUAGAAGCUAUUUAAAUAAUAAAAUAUGAAAUAUUUAAGAACAUUUAACUAAGUUUUUUUUAAAUCUCUUAUUUCUCGUAUGUACUUUUAUAACAUGUAAUGAUAUUUUUAUAUUUGUAGAAAUACUUGAACUUUAGAUAACAGAAAAUGCUGUUCGAUAAAUAUAACUAUUAUUCAAAUCAUUAUAACGUAAGAUUGAUAAGCAACAAAUCGUAUUUAUUUGAGUACCAAAUUAUUUUUUUAUGUAUGCAUGUUAGCCUAAUAAGGAAUUAUUAGUAUUUUACUGUUUCGUUUUUUUUCAUGUCACUUUUUCCUUGGAUUUGUAGUAAACCUACUUAACAGAUUUAAUAAAUCUAUAAUCUCUUAUGUUGUAGCCAACAAUUAUUUUCUAAAAAUAGUUUCUUAUUAUUUCCAUAUUUGUUUGAUACUUAAAUGAUUAAAGGUGAUUUUAAUUAUCAUUUAUCAGUUGUGUUAUUAUGUAAUUAUGUUUUGAUACAUAGGUGUCCUGUUAGGAUAUACCCAUUAGCCAUAGAGGGGGACCGCCGCUUGGACAAAAACUGGUUUUUGCCGUUUUACCUAUAAACUAAAAUAAUUUUUAUAAAUCAUGAAGAGUAUAGACAUUGCAAUGGGUAAAUCCACCCGGGACACCCUGUAUCUAGGUUAAAAUAUUGAACAAUAAUGUAACAUGUCCUGUAUUAUUUAAAUUUGUAUUCUAACACUAAUUAAACAUGUAUUUGAAGUAUUA